AUGGCAAGUAGCACACAGAGACGUCAACAACGAUAUGUGCGGAGCUCAACUACAGCAAGCGUAACUCAGCUCCUGUCUGACAGUUACAAUAAUAUUCUGCAACGAUUUCGACGUCCGCCUAGUGAAAAAUAUAGUACGGCUGAUAAAUUAUCAUUGACAUCGAAUCGCGUCCGACUUAAUGAGCAUCAUCAUCUGAACGGCAAUAGCAGCAGCACAAGUCUAAAUGACAUUGAUAAUUCACUUUUGAAUAGUAGUGAAAGCAAUAGAGGAACAAAAACAAUGAAAUCAAGUCAUUCAACAGUCACCGAUUAUGGACAUAUGAGCAGUUCAGACAAUAUACCUGGAAGAUUCUCGUCAGCACUGAAUCGUAUUAAAUAUAGCUAUGACUAUAAGCCUCUCAUGCGUACAAUUACACGGCGAUUUGACUCACCUACAAAAAGUAUUCCGGAAGAGACAGGAUCACCAUACCAACCAUCAUCAUCAUCGUCGUCGUCAUUAACAGCAACAAAAGACAAGGAAAAGACACCGAUAAUUGGUGAUAAGUCUCAAAAUGUCAUAACGCGUUUAGAGUCUAAAUACUCAGACAUUCUUGAUCGUGUCGCAAAGCGUAAAGAGAAGCAACGACAAGAGCAACUUCAGAAUGAUGAUCGAGAUAAGACACUUGAACCCGUUGUGAGAAAAGCGAAUCCGCUUAUGAAAAGUGCAACAACUUCAAGUGUUUCAAAAUCAACAUACUCAAGUGCUGCUAGUUCAUCGCAGAAAGAACGAACGCCAUUUAAAAUGGAAAGAAAUAAGCAUAGAUACCAUAAUUAUGAUACAAUGGAUUCAUUGACUAAUGGCAGUUCCAGCACUUCCUCAUCGUCUUCAACAAAUAGUUCAAAAGUAAAACGAUCAGACAUUCUUGGCAGUACGAGUAACGAUGAUUAUCCAUCAUAUUCGAAACUUAAAUCACAUGAUAGUGGAUAUUAUGAUGGAAGUUAUUACAAGUCAAAGUAUGAGGAUUUAUUGACAGAUGUCUCUAAUAAUCGUCAUACACCGAAAAAAGUCACAAUGCCUUACACGGGCUCAUCAACAUCAAGACAAUUGAAGCCAUACAAAAGAACUGACAGUACAAGUAAUGAUAAGCAUCGUACAGCAAUCAAUCUAUAUGACUUACUGGAUAAUGAUGAAAGUUCAACGUCCACACAAAAGCAACAACCAGCACAGCCGCAAACAUCGACAACGCAAGUCAAUGGAAGUUAUCGGCGGCAAUAUUCUCAAAGGAAAAGUGCGGGACAGUCACUUAGAACAGCACAUGAUAAUCAUUUAUCGACAACUGACGAUUCAAGCGAUGAUUAUUCGGAUUUUGAGAAAACUGAGCGCGAGAAUCGUAGGAAAGAAAUUCAAAGUCUGAUAAUGAAAUAUGCACAACUUGAUGAUUUUUAUAGUAAGUCCUCCAACCUUAAUGGUGAUUCUGAUGCUAAGAAAAAAGAUCAUAAUAAUAACAAUAAUGAUUUAUGGGAUACAAAGGCACAAUCGCCUGUUGUCAUACCAAUGAAACCAUCAAGUAGUAAGCAACAAGCAUCAACUUCAAAAGUUAAUGGUAGUGGUGGCUUCAAUGCACUCGGAAAAUCACAAACAACGGCAAAUAUUCCACAUUAUCAAAGUAAUUAUGAUUACAAUGAUUUGAGCUGGUAUGGAAGUAAUUACAGUAAUAGUAGUAAAAAUAAAGGCAGCAAUGUUGUACCAAUAACGACUUAUGCACAAAAAUCCUCGUCUAGAUCGCGAAUGACUAAAGCAUUAUCAACAUUUAGAGCUCCAUCAGUACGUGAUGAUGCAGAUGGACAUUUGAUCUAUCAUGCUGGUGAUAUGAUACAGAAUCGUUACAAAAUCUUAGCGACGCUUGGCGAGGGAACGUUUGGACGUGUUGUUAAAGUUAAGGAUAGUGAAUCUGAUCAAACGAUGGCUCUGAAAGUCAUUAAGAAUGUAGAAAAAUAUCGUGAAGCUGCCAAAUUAGAGAUAAAUGCACUGGAAAAGUUGGCUGAGAAGAAUGCUACAGAACAUUUAUGUGUUAAAAUUCUCGAUUGGUUCGAUUAUCAUGGCCAUUACUGCAUUGCCUUUGAAAUGCUGGGCUUGAGCGUUUUCGACUUUUUGAGAGAAAAUAACUAUGAGCCAUAUCCAAUGGAUACUGUGCGUCAUAUUUCAUAUCAAUUGUGCUAUGCAGUGAAAUUUCUUCAUGAAAAUAAAUUAACUCACACAGAUUUGAAGCCAGAAAAUAUUUUAUUUAUGAGUUCUGAUUACUCGACGUCCUUCCAUGCCAGAAAGAACCGCGAAAUUCGCCGUGUUAAGAACACCGAUAUUAGAUUAAUUGAUUUUGGUAGUGCAACGUUUGAUCAUGAACAUCAUAGUACGAUCGUGUCUACAAGGCAUUAUCGUGCACCAGAAGUUAUACUUGAAUUAGGUUGGGCACAGCCAUGUGAUGUAUGGAGUAUUGGCUGUAUUAUGUUUGAAUUAUAUCUCGGAAUUACGCUCUUUCAAACGCAUGAUAAUCGCGAACAUCUUGCAAUGAUGGAGAGAAUUCUAGGAACGAUUCCAUACAGAAUGGCUAGAAAAACAAAAACGAAAUAUUUCUAUCAUGGUAAAUUGGACUGGGACGAUAAAUCAUCAGCUGGACGUUAUGUGAGAGAUCAUUGUAAGCCACUUCAUCGAUAUGUUAUGUCUGAAACACCUGAUCAUCUGCAAUUGUUCGAUUUGAUUCGAAAAAUGUUGGAUUAUGAUCCCGCAACUAGAAUUACCUUAGAUCAAGCUCUACGUCAUCCAUACUUCGGAAGACUUCCGCCCCAUCAAAAGUUACACGACAAAAGUAAUGAAAACUCAAUGUCAAGUAGUCCUGACAGUUCACCACAUAGUUUAUCAAGAUGA
Molecule: messenger RNA, 2901 nt
Organism: Chironomus riparius
Lineage: Eukaryota; Metazoa; Arthropoda; Insecta; Diptera; Chironomidae
Source: the annotation of a GenBank genome assembly